Molecule: messenger RNA, 1269 nt
Organism: Hevea brasiliensis (rubber tree)
Lineage: Eukaryota; Viridiplantae; Streptophyta; Magnoliopsida; Malpighiales; Euphorbiaceae
Exons: 5
Coding region: 203-787 (194 amino acids)
Source: RefSeq, a predicted model, not a curated record
UGUAGCAAACGACAUCGUGUGCCACGUUGCCAUCUUCCUUGCGUAUGUGGCGUCAAAACUCUCCCCCAUCCUUUCCUUCCUUCUUUCCUUUUCCCUCCUUUUCUUCCAGAGCCUAUAUUCCUCCAGAUUCCCAAUCUCUCUCCCUCUCUCUCUCUCUCUCUCUCUCUCUCUCCUAUAGAAUCUUUUCCGUCCUCUCUGUCCAAUGGCGGAAACCUCUGCCCUCUGUUGCUCGCGCUUCUCUUCAAUCCCUUCCAUUUCUUGUUCCUGGGAUUCCAAUUCCUUCCUCUCCACUUCACCUCCCUCUUUUCCCUCUCCUUGUUCUAACUUCUCUUUUUCCCUUUCUCGCUCUUCUCGCUCCUUUCGCUUUACCUCCAAGGCUUCUGAUUCCGGUAACUUCCUCGGCGACGAUUCUCUCGGUUCCUUCCCCUGGUCCGACGGUGUUAAUGCUAUUGAAUGGAUUCAGGAGGAUAAAGUCACGCUGUUCACUGCUGAUGGGCUUGUUCAAAUUGGAGGCUCUUUGGUUCCUCGGCAAGUCAGUUCUUCAGAUAAGAAGCAAGGUAGGUCAAAAACUUCUCAGAGAUUUCAACGAUUUCAAGAGAGUGAUUAUAUGGACCCAAAUCAGGGCUUAUGUUUGGGAGCACUGUUUGAUAUUGCAGCAACAAAUGGACUUGAUAUGGGCAGAAGGCUCUGUAUCUUUGGGUUUUGUCGUUCAGUUGAGAUGCUAAGUGAUAUUGUCGAAGACACUGUUUUGGAGCAUGGUGGGGAGCUUGACAACAUUUAUGUGUGAGUUCCUCAAGCAACAGAACUUUCCUUCCAUGCUUAUCAAUGUUUUUCAGUUUCAAAAUGUUUCUAUUGUGUGAAUGAGAGGUGAGUAUUUUCUUUUAGAUGAUUCCUCCUCGAUCUUGCUCUACCUUUCCAAGUGGUUAUGCAUUUGGCAUUUGUGCUUUUAUAGCAUACAUGUUAUCUGGCAGUCUGUUUGUGUGGAUUACCCAUAAGCUAAGGAUGAGUGAGUCUUCAUUUUUCAGGUUGUUGCUGCAGAGAAGGCAAUCAAAGGUGGUUUGCAUGAAAAGCUAACAAUGACAGUGGCAGUACCAUAUCUUUGGGGGGUUCCUCCUGCUUCAGAAACACUUCGCCUUGCAGUUCGGAGUGGUGGAGGGAUUGUGGAGAAAGUUUAUUGGCAAUGGGAUUUUUUGUAAAUGAAUUGUCAAAUCGUCCUAACCAUCAUUUGUGCAUUGUGUACAUAUAAUGAUCCUGUUCCCAUGUACAAAA